AUGGCUACCGAAGAUGAUAACUUCGAUAUUGACAUCUAUGGAGAUGGCGGUGGCUACAAUGCCAAUGAGCAGGGCCCCGAGGAUGAGAUGAAACAUGAUGACACAGAACUUAUCCUAGAUGCGCCGGAACCCACACAACAACAACAGCAGAAUGGGAACCCCAACCACCAAGGCGACGGCUCCUCCGACGGCACCGUCAAGCCCGACAGUGAAGGCGGCGCUCCCCAUAGUGACCCUGUAACCCAGGCGGGCUCCGCCAACCCACGAUCCGCGGCCAAGGAGACUCCCACCCCCCAGCAGGGAACCAAGCGCAAGGAGCACGAUGAUCGCCCGACAGACCCUGAUGCUACCCCUGCUCUGCUCAUAUCGGACUUGUAUUGGUGGACCACGGACGACGACAUCCGCGGCUGGGUGUGCCAGGCCGAGUGCGAGGAUGAACUGAAGGACGUAACGUUCAGCGAACACAAAGUGAACGGUAAAAGCAAAGGACAAGCGUUCCUCGAAUUUACCACCCUCCAAGCAGCCACCGCAACGAAACACAAGAUCGAGUCAUUCAGCGCCGGCGGACAAACGCGCAAGCACAUGGUCACCUACACCAGUCCGCAACCGAACCCGUUCCGCACGCUGCCCAAGGAUGCGCCUAUGCGCAAGGACAACCAGGCGCGCUCGAUGUCCGGCGGCUUCAACUCGCCCAACCCGAACAUGAACUUUGGCGGAGGCAUGAACAACAUGGGCGGCGGCGGCGGCGGUUAUCGCGGCGGACGCGGUGGAUACAACAACCGGGGCGGCAUGUCCGGCGGCAUGGGUGGUGGGAACUUUGGCGGCAACCGGAACUUCCAGAACCCCAUGGGUGGCUUCCAAGGGCCGAUGGUGGGCGGAGGCUUCCAGGGUAAUCCCAUGGGGAUGCAGAACUACGGUGGCUUCAAUAACCGCGGGGGGAUGAUGGGCGGUAUGCGCGGUGGCCCUGGCGGCAUGCGCGGUCGUGGUGGUGGCAUGGCAGGACCCAAUAUGAUGGGAAUGCCGGGGAUGAACCCGAUGGGAGGCAUGGGGAUGAAUGCGAUGCCCGGGGCGAUGAAUCCGAUGAUGGGAGGAAUGGCGGGUAAUAUGGGGAUGCAGGGACAAGGUGGAUUCCAGGGCCCCAACCCAGCUUUUAACCAGGGCUUCUUCCCUCCUAAUCAGGGCGUCGGCGAUGGAUCAUGGAACCCUCAUGGGGCCAAGCGCAGUCGCCAGGAGUGA
This is a messenger RNA of Aspergillus costaricaensis CBS 115574, 1236 nucleotides long. RefSeq lists its product as uncharacterized. The coding region runs from base 1 to 1236 and encodes 411 amino acids. Gene Ontology annotation, biological process: mRNA alternative polyadenylation. Gene Ontology annotation, cellular component: mRNA cleavage and polyadenylation specificity factor complex. The transcript is spliced from 3 exons. Lineage: Eukaryota; Fungi; Ascomycota; Eurotiomycetes; Eurotiales; Aspergillaceae. Gene Ontology annotation, molecular function: mRNA binding. The record is from RefSeq and is a predicted model, not a curated record.